Messenger RNA from Aspergillus niger, 441 nucleotides. RefSeq lists its product as uncharacterized. Gene Ontology annotation, biological process: mycotoxin biosynthetic process. The transcript has 2 exons. The record is from RefSeq and is a predicted model, not a curated record. Lineage: Eukaryota; Fungi; Ascomycota; Eurotiomycetes; Eurotiales; Aspergillaceae. Bases 1 to 441 code for a protein of 146 amino acids.
AUGACUAACCUGACGAGCGUUGCUGAAGUGGAGGCUGCCUGGGGUGCCUACGAAACGACGGCAUUUGUGCAUGUGCAAAGGCCAGAGCUAUAUUCCUUACCACCGAAUAAAGAUGUCCUGGCAGGGACGGCGAAUGUCUACAUGCUUAGCGUGCAUCACCAACUGCAUUGUCUGAAACAGCUUCACGUGGCGACUCUACAUUUUCCGGGUGGAAAUGGACAACAGAAUCACGCGGAGGACUCGGAGUCGGUACGCCACAUGGAGCAUUGCGUUGAUUAUCUGCGGCAAGCGAUCCUCUGCGCCGGGGAUGCAACACUCGAGGGCCCAGAUCCAGGGAAAAGAACUCUAAGUGGAUAUGGAACUACACAUCAAUGCCGCAAGUGGGAUGGGUUGAAUGGACUGGAGACCUGGAGAUUGUUGAACAGUCCCCAGAACCCAUAG